Scleropages formosus (Asian bonytongue) is the source of this 2023-nucleotide messenger RNA. Its product is annotated as voltage-dependent calcium channel gamma-3 subunit-like. The record is from RefSeq and is a predicted model, not a curated record. Gene Ontology annotation, biological process: postsynaptic neurotransmitter receptor diffusion trapping; positive regulation of synaptic transmission, glutamatergic; calcium ion transport. Lineage: Eukaryota; Metazoa; Chordata; Actinopteri; Osteoglossiformes; Osteoglossidae. The coding region runs from base 215 to 1159 and encodes 314 amino acids. The transcript has 4 exons. Gene Ontology annotation, cellular component: postsynaptic density membrane; AMPA glutamate receptor complex. Gene Ontology annotation, molecular function: voltage-gated calcium channel activity; channel regulator activity.
GCGGCGGCAGCGGCGGCAGCGGCGCCACUCGGGUCCUGAGCUCCGUGGGCAGCGGGAGAUGAUGCUGGUGAGGUCGCGUGGAUGCUGAAGUUUCCACGGCGAGGGCGGCGAUCGCGAGCACUUGUCAGGUGCCCCCCCCUCUCCCCCCCCCCCAGCCACAACCCCAGCCCCCCCCUCCCCGUUGCUACACGUUUCCGCGGCGGAAUGAAGCAUAAUGAGGAUGUGUGACAGAGGAGUGCAGAUGUUGAUCACCACGGUGGGGGCCUUCGCCGCGUUCAGCCUCAUGACCAUCGCGGUGGGCACGGACUACUGGCUCUACUCGAGAGGCGUGUGCAGGACUAAGAGCCCGAGCGACAACGAGACGAGCAGGAAGAACGAAGAAGUGAUGACCCACUCGGGACUGUGGAGGACCUGCUGCCUCGAAGGCACAUUCAGAGGCGUCUGUAAGAAAAUCGACCACUUUCCCGAAGAUGCGGACUACGAGCAGGACGCAGCAGAGUACCUACUGCGGGCUGUGAGGGCGUCCAGUGUGUUCCCCAUCCUGAGCGUGGGGCUGCUCUUCAUGGGGGGGCUCUGCGUAGCUGCCAGCGAGUUCUACAAGAGCCGCCACAACGUGAUCCUCAGCGCCGGCAUCUUCUUCGUGUCCGCCGGGCUCAGUAAUAUAAUCGGGAUCAUAGUGUACAUAUCGGCCAACUCCGGGGACCCAGGCCAGAGCGACUCCAAGAAAAGCUACUCGUACGGCUGGUCCUUCUACUUUGGGGCGCUGUCUUUCAUCAUGGCCGAGAUGGUGGGGGUCCUGGCUGUGCACAUGUUCAUCGAGAAGCAUCGGCAACUGCGCGCCAAGUCACGCACCGAGUUGCUUAAGAAGUCCACCUUCGGUCGCAUCCCCGGGUACCGCUACCGCUUCCGCCGGCGUUCCAGCUGUCGCUCGAGCGAGCCGCGCUCGCGGGACGCCUCCCCUAUGGGCAAGGCGUUUGCGGGGCCCGCUGCCGCUGCUGACAUCUCCAUGUACACUCUGUCCCGGGACCCUAGCAAGUCUGCCAUGAGCUCCCUGCUCAACUCGGAACGGGAGUUCCUGCAGGCGCACAACUCCAUCCCCAAGGACUUUAAAGACACUCUGCACAGUAACCCCGCUAACCGGAGGACCACCCCAGUGUGAGCGAGUGGGCUUGGGGGGCAACAGUGACCCUGGUGCUCCAGGUUUGAGACACCACCAAGUGCAAAAGCACACCAGUUCCCACUACAUGAAUGGCCCCUAGGGUUUGAAAAUCUUUCUAUAAUAAAAACUAUAUGGGUAUAUAUAAAUAUACAUAUACAUAUAUAUAUAUAUAUAUACACAUAUAUAUAUAAUAUGUAUAGACAAAAUAUAACUGUUAGAUCAUUGGUGCUUCCUUUUUAUUUGUCUUUCUUCACUUAUGGCUUUAUUUUAUUAUUACCACAUCUGUGAUCAAAUAACCUACGUUGACAGGCUGCUCGAAAAGACUAUUUCCUUUUUCUAAACACCUUUCGCAGAAUAGCAAUCGCAGUUAUUCUCGGGUUUGCCCUGCGGCACGUUGUAAUGAAAGCUGUGCUGGGGCAACCUGCUCUGCGCUUGAGAGAGGGAGCGAGAGCUGUGUCUGUGUGAUGGACCGAAUCCCGCUCCCCGCCUGACCCUCACGUGAUUGUACGCAGCAGCUCGGGCUCCAGUGGUCUCGGUGGGUGGUCUCCGAGCGGCCGCAACCCUGUGCCACUGCCCGCAGUGCAUUGGUCCUCCCAGGUGAGCCUCCCGCUACACCGCACACCCCCUCUUCUCUUUCUCCACCUGGACGGACGUCCACCCGCUUCCAUCUUCCUUUCACGAAGCUUCCCCCCGCCCCCGGUUUCCACCCCUCGCAUCUGCCACCGGGCCACGCGCGGCAUCGGCGGUUAACUCUUUCCCGCUCCCCUCCCUUUCCCAUAGAUGUCAAAGCCAUUCUGUUCUAUGCCAAGUUAGUAGUAUCACAUUAUGCAAUAAGAAAAUGUAAGUGGAGAAAAGAACAAUAAA